AUGCGGUUCCACGCAACCCGGCUCUCCCCCCUCCUCCACUCCCUAAAACCCUACACAGCCGAAUUCCUCGGCACCGCACUGAUAAUCGUCAUCGGCGACGGCGUCGUCGCCCAGGCCCUGCUGUCCGACUACCAGUACGGCACCUGGCUAUCCAUAAACCUCGCGUGGGCGGCCGCCGUCUGUCUGUCGGGGUACAUCUCCGACCCAAGCCCAACAUGUAACCCGGCAAUCACGCUCGUCCGCGCCUUGAUCCGCCCAGACCGCAGUGGCCAAGAAUGGAGGGCACUACCGGGGAAACUCCUCGCCCAAUUCCUCGGCGGCUUCGUCGGCGCGGCCCUCGUGUAUACGAACUACCGCUCCGCGAUCCUCGCGUGGGAUCCCGAGUACACGAUCCCCGGGGGUUCGAUCCUGAGUCCGCGCGGGCAUCAUUCAGCGGGCAUCUUCUGCACGUAUCCGGCUGCGUUCUUCAGUUCGAAUUGGGAGGCCGCGUUUAAUGAGGUCCUUGCAUCGAGUGUGCUCAUGUUUGGGGUGCUGAGUGUCAAUGAUCCGGGGAAUGCGAGGAGGUUUCCCGCGCCGCAGGUAGCGACUUUCUUGUUGCUUCUCGCCAUUGGGGCGGCGGUGGGGUGGCAGACUGGUUAUGCCAUCAACCCCGCCCGCGACUUCGGCCCGCGCCUCUUCUCAGCCUUCCUAUACGGGCACGAGGUGUUUACCGCAGCGAAUUACUACUUCGUUGUUCCGCUCAUUGCGCCCUUCUUCGGGUGCUUGGUUGGGGCGACGACGUAUGAUGUCCUUGUGUACGAGGGCGAUGGGUCGCGGAUUGCGGAUGCGUUGGGGAAGGAUGAGUUCCAAGAUGAAGAGGUGGAUGGAAGGGGAGAGUUGAGGCUGGAUUAG
Molecule: messenger RNA, 891 nt
Organism: Aspergillus calidoustus
Lineage: Eukaryota; Fungi; Ascomycota; Eurotiomycetes; Eurotiales; Aspergillaceae
Source: the annotation of a GenBank genome assembly